AUGACCAGACUUACAGUCCUAGCAGGCUUGUGUCUGCUGCUGUGUCACUUUGGCUCUGGCAAACAACUGAUAUGCUAUUUCACCAAUUGGUCCCAAUACAGACCUGGGAUUGGGAAGUUCACACCUGCAAGUGUUGAUCCAUUUCUCUGUACCCAUUUGAUCUAUGCUUUCUCCGUAAUCAACUAUGCUAAUGAGCUUACCACAUAUGAGUGGAAUGAUGAGGUUCUCUACAAAGACUUCAACGGCCUGAAAAACAAGAACCCAACACUUAAGACUCUUUUGGCUGUUGGUGGAUGGAAUUUUGGCUCCUCACAGUUCACCAUUAUGGCAUCCACAACAAGCAACCGCCAGAAGUUCAUUCAGUCAACAAUUGCUUUCCUGAGGACCCAUGGUUUUGAUGGACUUGACCUGGACUGGGAAUAUCCUGGAGCUAGAGGGAGCCCUCCUGAGGACAAGCAGAGAUUUACACUUCUGUGCAAGGAACUUAGGGAGGCUUUCGAGGCUGAGAGCCGGUCCACAGGAAGGCCCGGACUCAUGCUGACAGCUGCAGUGGCUGCAGGCAAAGGGAACAUUGAUGCUGGAUAUGAAGUUGCAGAGAUUGUCAAAUAUCUAGACUUCAUUAAUGUGAUGACCUAUGACUUCCAUGGCACCUGGGAGACAUUCACCGGACACAAUAGCCCCCUAUACCGUGGAUCACAUGACCAAGGAGAGCUCAUCUACUUCAACACUGACUUUGCUAUGAAAUAUUGGAGGGAUCAGGGAGCACCCGUGGAAAAACUGAGGAUGGGAUUUGCUACAUACGGUCGCACGUUUCGCCUGAGCACAGCAGCUAAUGGAGUUGGAGCCCCAGCAAAUGGACCUGCCUCAGCUGGAACUUACACACGUGAGGCUGGCUUCUGGUCCUACUAUGAGAUCUGCGAAUUUAUCAAAGGUACAACAAUCCAGUGGAUUGAAGAUCAGAAGGUGCCUUAUGCAACUAAAAGCACUGAAUGGGUUGGUUUUGACACCAGGGAGAGUUUUGAGACCAAGGUCCGCUUUCUGAAAGAGAAUAAGUUUGGGGGGGCCUUUGUCUGGGCACUUGAUCUGGAUGAUUUUAGUGGACAGUUCUGUGGCCAGGGGAAUUAUCCUCUCAUUGGUCACCUCCUAAAACUUCUUGAUAUCGAACUGCCACCUCUGCCAAGCACCACAACACACAAACCAGGCAUUACUACCACUCAAAGGCCAACCACAGCCACCACUACAACAACCACACACGCACCUGGGACUGGGUUUUGUGCAGGGAAGCCAGAUGGAAUCUAUGUCAAUCCUGAUGACAAAACCAAAUACUAUGACUGUGCUGGAGGAAGAACUUAUGACAGACACUGUGGCACGGGUACAGUUUUUAAUGAUAGCUGCAAGUGUUGCUCUUGGCCUUAA
Molecule: messenger RNA, 1416 nt
Organism: Chanos chanos (milkfish)
Lineage: Eukaryota; Metazoa; Chordata; Actinopteri; Gonorynchiformes; Chanidae
Product: acidic mammalian chitinase-like
Exons: 11
Coding region: 1-1416 (471 amino acids)
Biological process (GO): carbohydrate metabolic process
Cellular component (GO): extracellular region
Molecular function (GO): chitin binding; hydrolase activity, hydrolyzing O-glycosyl compounds
Source: RefSeq, a predicted model, not a curated record